AUGGACUUCAGCUCUGCAGUUCGUGCUUCCAGGCAGCAACGCGUUGUAAACAUUUACCUUUGUAUAAAACCGCUUCAGGUGAUUCUCCUGAAUGUGUUUAUUGAAUAUGACACGCAGCCUGUUGCUUUACAAAAUACAGCUGCUGCUUUAACCCCCGCGAGUGAGACACAAAGACAACUGAAACGUGACUAUCCCAGCGCUGUAGUUCUUAGUACUGAUGACUUUUUUAUUGAAAAUGGUGUAUACAUGUUUGAGCCUGACUUCCUAGAGGAUGCCCACAAAUGGAACCAAAAGAGAGCACACAAGGCAAUGAAGAAUGGGAAAAGCCCGGUUAUUAUUGAUAAUACCAACAUCCACGCUUGGGAUCGGGAGCCAUACAUCUAAAACUUCUGUGUACUUCUUCAGGCACGUGAAAAUAGAUAUGAAGUUAUAUUCCAAGAACCAGAUACGCCCUGGAAGUUCAAUGUUCAAGAACUGACAAGAAGAAAUAUUCAUCGUGUCCCUCAACAAAAGAUACAACGGAUGAAAGAACAAUACGAGCACAAUGUUACCUUCCACAGUGUUCUUCAGUCUGAAAAACCAAGCAGAGAUGAGAGAAGCUCCAGUGGACCAAAUGCAGCUUACGGCAUGGGUGCCCAUUCCAACCCCCCUCCAGCCUUCUCAAACAGAAGACCUCACGUGGCACGUACAAACAACAUGCCAUUUAACUGA
This is a messenger RNA of Pygoscelis adeliae (Adelie penguin), 711 nucleotides long. RefSeq names its product NEDD4 binding protein 2-like 1 (gene N4BP2L1). The record is from RefSeq and is a predicted model, not a curated record. The transcript has 5 exons. Lineage: Eukaryota; Metazoa; Chordata; Aves; Sphenisciformes; Spheniscidae.